Molecule: messenger RNA, 1007 nt
Organism: Biomphalaria glabrata
Lineage: Eukaryota; Metazoa; Mollusca; Gastropoda; Planorbidae
Exons: 7
Coding region: 304-834 (176 amino acids)
Source: RefSeq, a predicted model, not a curated record
AUCUCCACAUAUAAACAAAAACAAUAGAUUAUACGUGUGAAACAGUCUCCAGUCUCAGACCGCUACCCGUAACUAAAGCUAUAAGAGUAUAACUAUAAGGAGUAAACUGUAGAACUAGGGCCCGCUCUAGGAGUAGUAGGACUAGAUUGCCAAUAGUCUAGUCUAGAUCUAAUCUAUAUAGAUUUAGAAAAUUCGUAGUUCUAAUUUACUAUUCAGAGUCAGACUAUUUCCCCGUCCCCACGACUCACGGUGACAAGUCACAAGCCUCACAAAAGCCAAGACUCUAGAUCUAGUCAUCUACACAUGGAUUUAAAUGAUUUGUAUAUUUGCUCUGAGUCGACUAACUCCAACUUUAUGAAGAUCAGUAGUGAUAAAAUCAUUCAAGUAGACUUUCGUCCUUUUCUGACUCAGGCACAGCUAGAGAGUGGCUUUGAAACUAACUGGUUUAAAUCAGAUCAUUUAGAAGAGCUAUUAAAGUUGUUGCAACCUCUCCUUCUAUCCUGCAAUGAAGGCACAGUUGAUAAUGAGUCCAAGAAAAAGUCACCUUCUAAAGACUGUAUUUUAACUGGUAGCACAAUACGAGUAGCAUGCUUAUUGAAAAAGCAGUCGACUCAGAAUAUUUGUCUUUUAACUCAUUUUCACAACAGAAAAAGAACAGUGACCAACAAAAGUUAUACAUCUACAGGUGUGUCAUUACACACAGAGAAGGUUGUGGCUUAUAUUUGUCCUAGAGCCAGUUCCAGAUCAACACACCUAACUCAGCUUGUGGCCAACAAUGAAACAAGUAAAAGUAGUCAAGACCAAGAUCUUAGUAAAUAUUUUCGCAUCAAAUAAAUCAAUGUUAUUCAAGUGACUGGAUCCUUGUCUGAAUACAUUGUCAAAGUAAACAAGAUACAAAUGAGCCACAUUUUUCUUAAUUUGUACAAGUAUACAUUUUGAAAAGUUUUUUUUCAGUUUUAUCCAACUUUUAAGAACUGGGACUAGAUUAUUAAAGUUUUAUAAUCAAG